AUGUCAAAAGCCCGAGUAAGCCCAUUGCAAUCUAUUAGUAUACCAAGACUUGAGUUACUUGGAGCUAUCCUCGGUUUACGACUUGCAGAGAAAAUUGUCAAAGCAUUGAAGCUUGAAACUAAGGACGUAACUAUAUGGUGUGAUAGUCUUAAUGUUUUAUGGUGGAUAAAAAAUCAAAGUCGAAAGUUGAAACCAUUUGUUGCCAAAUGCGUUGGAUUUAUUCAAUCAAAGACUGAACUAAAACAAUGGAGAUACAUAACAACAAAAACUAAUGUAGCUGAUUUACUAACAAGAGGAACAACAGUUAAAGAAUUAGAAAGUAAUAAUGCUUGA
Molecule: messenger RNA, 333 nt
Organism: Hydra vulgaris (swiftwater hydra)
Lineage: Eukaryota; Metazoa; Cnidaria; Hydrozoa; Anthoathecata; Hydridae
Molecular function (GO): nucleic acid binding
Source: RefSeq, a predicted model, not a curated record